Uloborus diversus is the source of this 4782-nucleotide messenger RNA. Its product is annotated as formin-2-like. Gene Ontology annotation, biological process: actin filament network formation; cortical actin cytoskeleton organization. Lineage: Eukaryota; Metazoa; Arthropoda; Arachnida; Araneae; Uloboridae. The transcript has 21 exons. The coding region runs from base 466 to 4701 and encodes 1411 amino acids. The record is from RefSeq and is a predicted model, not a curated record. Gene Ontology annotation, cellular component: cytoskeleton; cytoplasm. Gene Ontology annotation, molecular function: actin filament binding.
GCUACUGAUGUAUUUUAAAUUGCAAAAAAGUUGAAAAUAAAGCAGAAAGGUAAAACUUUAUAAUGCCCCUAAGUCACUGCAGUAUUUGGUGAAUAUUUUAAAUCAUUCAUGCACAAAAGCCGUGAUUCAUGUCCAAAGUUAUCAACUGUCUUAUUCAUGAAAGCUACAAAGUAUUUAAAAUAUACGCAAAGCUGGAUAUAAAGCGAUGAAAUUUUUACUUUAUGACUGCAUAAUGCGUAUUCUUUGUAUUGAAUAUUCUCCCGCUGCUGAACGGUAUUUGUGACAUUUUCGACAGCUUUCGGACGUGACUAAAUGUCAAAUUUUAUGUGACAAAGGACAUUUUAUUUUCCACAAAAGUGCACGGAAGUUAUUUUCUUCUCCGCCGCAAAAAACUCGCAUCACAACCGGCGAUAUGGAUGGGUAGUGGCCCGCAAAUCUCCAAGAAGGGCUUUUAACUGAGCUCCAAUGGCGAGCAGGGGCCAGAGCUGCGACGAAUUCAACGGAUGGCUGUUCUGGCGUCACGAGUUGCCCACUGUCCAGGACGAAGAAUUCGCAGCCGCGCAGUCUGCCCCUAGCAGCAUGGCUUCCCGCGGCAACCAAGGCGCGUGCGCCGUGCCCCGUUCCCUUGGCAACGGCGCGGGCCCCACAUACUCACACGGAGCCCCCACCCGCGCUCACAAUGGAUUCGACUCCGGAAAAUGUUUCGGGAAAAUCGAUCCCGGGGAAUACUACUACGAGUGUCCCCGAAACGGCGAGGAAUGCUCCCCCGAUGAUGGCAAUGUUUACGAUGUUGGGAAUUUCGGGAGGCCGGAGUGGGUCUGCAGCGAUGGUGAAGCUGACGAGCACGUGAAUUCGACUCCCAACAGCAUGGGGAAUCUCAGCAGUCAACCCGGUGACAAGAAGACGAAGGGGUCGUCCAAGGAUGGCGAUUCGAAAACAGGAGCUGCCAAGUUCCGCUUCGGGAAAGGAGAACCGAAGCACAAGAAUGCGGCUUCGAAGAAACCGCAGACAGAUUUCGAUGUCUGUUCGCAAAAGAAACGAAGGUCCUCCGCCGAAGUGGCAAUCAUCGAAUCAACCCCGAGUCCCGGGAGUUCAAUGUCAAGUUCUGUUUAUGUGGAUACGCAUAGCCACUUGCCAACACCUGUGGAAGGUAACGAAGACGACUCGGUUUUGGAAAGUGAUUCCCAACUCCUGGACGAUGGUACUGCCACUCUUCAAGACGCUUCUCCUGGCAGCUUGAGUGAUAUCACGGUUUUCUGCGACGAAAAUAAGCAAGAUGUCAUGACCAGUGUCCUCAGAAGGCCAGGAGCUACCUCACAGUCCCUACCUGGAACACCCGACACGCUUUUGGAAUCCCAUUUUUCGAACAUGGGGUUCCCUACUGUUUAUGAGGCUCGAUACCGCAGUCACACCGAAACAGAAUCAUCUUCUUACAGUAGUGGUGGCCGCGAACUGAGCACCAGUUCCUCCAGCAGCAGUAUGGACAUCCAUGACUUGAGCAAUUUCCCACACAGACAGCGGGGCUCUUUGGACGCUAGCGGUCCUCCAUCAACACUUCCUUUCACGUUGACUCAACAUCGGAAAGUUGUUCUGCCUCCCCACAAGUUCGCGGGUCCUCCUCCUACAUCGGGGGGCGUACCGAAUGGAAAAGCGGUCAUAUCCGGCUCCGAGGAAUGUUUGAGACCAGCGAAUCUGUAUGGGAACAAUGUGGAACAACAUCAUUCCUCGCCUUCACGAAGACAUUCUUCUUACGGUGAUGUUCCUCCCUUAGAUGGAAAUGUUCUAAGAAAAGUUGCCUCGUUGACAUUGGAUAAAGCGACUAUCGAUUCCAAAGUGAAUAGGCCGAAGUUUGUGCCCGAAAAAUUGGAUUUUAGCCUGUAUGAAAAGUUUGAAGGCCAAAUGCUGAUUCACUGGCUGUGCUCGGCUUUCCCUGAUGACCACUAUCUACGAUUCCUGCUAUCUAAGCAGGAUCUGAAAAUCUUGGCCGCUCAAUUCUGCACCAACCUAUUAGCUGCUGGCGUUUUAAGGCAGAUUGAAGAUGAAAAUGCACCUUUAGCCAAUUUAUUCAGACCUGACCUGAUGUAUUACUGGACACAUUCUGAACCUCAAACUUCCAGUGCCCCUCCACCUGGUAAACUUUCCCCAACUGUUUGGCCUAGUCCAACUAUUCAUGAAGUACCAGAGCACAGGUCGAAUCAACUCUACACUGAAGCUGAAAUCCAAGCCAUGUUGAUGAAUGUGAAGAAAGACCACCGAGAAGCAGUUGAUAGAAUCCAGAAAGAAAGAGAGAUUGCUCUUUUCAAUCUAAGAGGUGAGCAAGCCUCAAAGAUGAAUGAGUAUGAGAAGAAAGUUGCACGACUUGAACGGGAAGUUGAUAAGUACCAAACCCUUGCAGCUAUCGAAGAACUUACCAGAAAAGCCAAAAGAGAUUUGGACGCAAGCCCUUUGUCUCCUUCUUGUGAUAUUAAAUCAUUCCUAUCUUCAACAACUCAGAUAUCAGAAACAUUAAUACCUCGUUCACGUUAUUGCCAAACUGAACCCUUCUACUUAAACUCAGCAUCAGUGCAAACAGAUGCUCCAGAACUCAUAGACACUGCUUCAUCUCCAGUCAAAGAGUUGCUAUAUGCUCUCAGCCAAAAAUCUGUUAAACCUCUUGUUCAAACUGUAUCACCACUUCCACAGUCAUCAGCAGAAAAUAGUAGCUCAACUCAAGCAGUUGUUAAGCCUAUGCUGUCAGACAGCAGCCUCACGCCCACUCCUGAGGCGGUUUCUGGUUCUUCUAUUCCACAAUUUUCAGAUGUACCCUUUCAAAAUUCAUCCCCAAUUCCUCCUCCUCCUCCUCCACCACCACCACCUAAUACAUUUCCUAGUGCAAUAUUACCUCCAACACUGAGUCAAGGAAUACCCACUCUACCUCCAAUUUCAUCCAAUUCAAUACCACCACCACCUCCUCCUCCACCACCACCAUCAUCACUUUUUUCUGUACAGCCUCCAAUAUUAUCUGGUAUAAGACCUCCUCCACCACUUCCACCUAUAGCUGGUAUUCCACCACCACCUCCUCCUCCACCACCACCAUGUGGUGGUAUUCCACCUCCUCCUCCUCUUCCUCCACCAUGUGGUGGAAGUCCUCGUCCUCCACCACCACCUCCAUGUGGUGUAAAUUUUCUUCCUCCUCCUCCCCCACCUCUACCAGGUUUUGGUAGUUCACAGCCUCCUCCUCCACCUCCUCCACCUGGAAUGUCUCUUCAAACAAGUGGAAGGUCUCCAUCAAGCAAUGUUCCUAUUUCUCCAUCACCUUUACCUCCACCUCCUCCUGGAGGUUGGUAUGGUGCAUACCAAACAGCUCGAAAACCACCUGUAAGCCCAAAAGUUCCAAUGAAGCCUCUGUAUUGGACUCGAAUUCAGGUGCAAGAACCUGUAGAGCCUGUUCCUGAAAGUAAAAACUGUCUAUGGCAGAAACUAGAAGAAACUGUUCCUGGUGAUAUAGAUGAAUUUGCUGAGCUCUUUUCACGACAAACUAAAGAGAAAAAACCACCAUCUAAGAACAAAACCACCAAAGACAAAUCGAAAGAAGUAGCUAAGCUUUUAGACCAAAAACGUUCACAGAAUGUUGGAAUACUCAUAUCAAGUCUUCGGAUAGAAAUAUCUGACGUUGAGAAUGCUGUGUACAAUUUUGAUACUUCAUCUCUUGAUCUGGAUGCUCUGCAAGCGAUUUAUGAAAUUCGCCCAAAUGCUGAAGAGUUGCAGCUCAUUAAAUCUCACCUGGAUAAGAAGAAUGACAUUCCUUUAGACAAGCCUGAACAAUUCCUCUACGACUUAGCCCAAAUUCCCGAAUACGCUGAUCGAGUGUCUUGCAUCAUGUUCACCUCUGCCUUUACAGAAGCAAUAUCAUUAAUAGAAAACAGAUUGAAUAAUUUGAAACUAACUUGUGAGUUUCUAAUGACUGAUGCUGAUAUUCAGAAAGUUUUUGGCAUUAUUCUAGCUCUUGGAAAUUAUAUGAAUGGGGGUAAUAGAAACAGAGGACAAGCUGAUGGAUUUGGCUUAGAAAUUCUUCCUAAAUUAAAAGAUGUCAAAAGCAAGGACAAUUCUUUGACACUUCUUCAUUAUAUUGUGAGGACGUAUGUAAAGCUUUAUCAGGAAGAUUUGUCUUUCGAUAAAGCUAAAUUGCCUGUUCCUGAACCAAGUGAUGCAGAGAGAGCAAGUCUUGUUAAUUUUGAUGACAUUUCCAAUGAUCUUAAAAAGCUGUAUUCACAGAUUACAGGUUGUGAAGCAAAAGUAGAAAAAGUAUUGAACUCCUCUGAUGAAGAGCAUCAACAGCCAUUUAAAGAUAAAAUGGAUGCAUUUUUAAAAAAAGCUUAUGCAGAACACAAAGAACAAGAAGAAAAUUUGGAGGAGUGCAGAUUAAAAUUCAAUGAAAUAAUGUUGUUCUUCAGCUGGAAAGCUAAGUCAGGGAACCCUUCAGAGUGGACACAAGAAUUUUUUAGUUACUGGAAAGCAUUCUGCAAUGAUUUCAAAGAUAUCUGGAAAAAAGAAAUUCAUCGGAAAGCCAAAGAGGAACUUGAAGCUGCAAGGAAGAAACUUCAAGAAAUUCAAGAGGAGAAACGAGCUAGUAUAGUUAAAGUCAAAGAUAAGCCUUUUGGUUUAAAAGCAAAAUUAGCUAAGAAAGGAAUGAUUCUCAAAGAUUUAGCUCCAGAAUCUUGAAAAUUCCAGAAUAAUCUUGUAGAUACCCUAUCAUGAAGUGCCUACAUUUUGUUGUCCAUUCCUAUAUCACCAAGAUCAGCU